UCUGACCUUCUCGUCGAGCAAAUACACCAGUAUGUCUACAUUCGCUUUUCUCCUCCUCUGCGUCCAGGCUUGCUUGGUCCAGAAUGUUUACAGCCAGUGCCUUGGUACUUUGGGCUGGGAAGCUGGUAUUGCUGGACCCUACGGCUACGGUUUGAGAGAAGGCUGUGCUGGACCCUACGGCUCUGGUUUGAGAGACGGAAUCGUUGGAGACUACGGUCUCGGUAUUGGAACCGGCCUUGCUGGACCUUUCGGCAUCGGCUUGAGAGACGGUUUCAUCGGUGACGCUGCCUACGGAGGCUCUGGAGUCGGUGACGUGGCUGUUGCUGGUGAGAUGGGCGUUGCUGGUACCACCGUGGUCGCUGGUCAGGUGCCGAUCCUCGGUGCCGUAGGAUUCGAAGGCAUCGUUCCCGCCGCCGGAGCUGUGACCAUCGCUGGCAGCUGCGGUUGCGGUUGCGGCGCUUACCGUUACUGAAUAUAAACUCUAACACUGGCAAUUCAAAAAUAAAACGAUCAAGUCGAUA
This is a messenger RNA of Melitaea cinxia (Glanville fritillary), 521 nucleotides long. Its product is annotated as chorion class CA protein ERA.1-like. Lineage: Eukaryota; Metazoa; Arthropoda; Insecta; Lepidoptera; Nymphalidae. Gene Ontology annotation, cellular component: egg chorion. Gene Ontology annotation, biological process: multicellular organism development; chorion-containing eggshell formation. The record is from RefSeq and is a predicted model, not a curated record. The transcript is spliced from 2 exons. The coding region runs from base 32 to 472 and encodes 146 amino acids. Gene Ontology annotation, molecular function: structural constituent of egg chorion.